CUGAUUGGCCGGCUGAUGACUCGGGUUCGUCCCCCAGGAUCUGCGUCUGCGCGCCGUGACGUCAUACGCGGAAGCGGCAGCUCACUCCUCAGACUAGACGGUGACGAGAAGCUAAGAGGAGACAAGUUUUGGUCGUUUUUCCUCUUAACAAGUGUCGUGUUAGCUGAAGCGACUGAGUUGGUGCCACGACGACAGACAGGAAGUAGAAGAAUUCCCGGAAGAUCUGCAGUUAUGGACCGGCACCACAACCACAGCGCCAUGCCGAUGGACCACACCCACCACCACGAUCACAUCAUGCCCGUGCCCACUGGCAGCGGCGGACACGACCACGGGAAUCACGGAGGACACGGUGGAGGCAUGGCGAUGACCUUUUACUUCGGCUGCCAGAACGUGGAGCUGCUCUUCAGCGGACUGCUCAUCAACUCACCUGGAGAGAUGGUGGGGGCGUGUCUGGCCGUCUUCCUGCUGGCCGUCCUCUACGAGGGCCUGAAGAUCGGUCGAGAGGCGCUGCUGCGUCGCAGUCAGGUCAACGUGCGCUACAACUCCAUGCCCCUUCCCGGCGCAGAUGGAACCGUGCUCAUGGAGACGCACAAGACCGUUGGGCAGCGAAUGCUAAGCCCCGCCCACUUCCUGCAGACACUUCUGCAUGUCAUCCAGGUGGUGGUCAGCUACCUCCUGAUGCUGGUCUUCAUGACAUACAAUGCCUACCUCUGCAUCGCCGUGGCGUUGGGCGCCGGUGCCGGCUACUUCCUGUUCAGCUGGCGAAAGGCGGUGGUCGUGGACAUCACAGAACACUGUCAUUAGUGCGUGCUUGUUAGUUUGUUGUUGUGACUUUCUGUAGGUCGUGGAUACGCCAACAAGUGCUUUACUGUAAGAUGGCACGUUAGCGCAGCAGCUAGUGGAUGACAAAGCAUGACUUGGUAACCGUGGUAACAGUGCUAGGUUAAUUUGCGCACUGUAGUUGGCCACUAAUAAAAUGAGUAGGGAAACUGGUAAAUCGUGGAGUGGCUGAAGCAGUGGAUGAUAAUGAUGAUUAGCCGACGCAGUCCGUGCUGCCUAGCUGGUGCUCACUAGCGGCUAAUGUUAGCUCAGCUGUGUUUUAUCAAUUUGACUUUUUAUUCAUCUGAUCAGUUUAGUUCAGUUCAUGACACCGCUGCCUUAACUAGCCAAUGAGUCUUGUUAGCCAACAUUGUUGAUUGUUUUUCACUCAGAAUCAAUAAGCACUGACAAUUCCUGAGUGAAGGGACCAAUCAAUCAGACAGCAGGACGUCUUUGUCAAAAUCAGUAAACCAAAUAAAGUUUGUGUAGAAAGGGC
Doryrhamphus excisus (bluestripe pipefish) is the source of this 1315-nucleotide messenger RNA. RefSeq names its product solute carrier family 31 member 1 (gene slc31a1). Gene Ontology annotation, biological process: copper ion transmembrane transport. Gene Ontology annotation, molecular function: copper ion transmembrane transporter activity. Gene Ontology annotation, cellular component: membrane. The record is from RefSeq and is a predicted model, not a curated record. Lineage: Eukaryota; Metazoa; Chordata; Actinopteri; Syngnathiformes; Syngnathidae.